This is a messenger RNA of Habropoda laboriosa, 4072 nucleotides long. Its product is annotated as protein stoned-B. Lineage: Eukaryota; Metazoa; Arthropoda; Insecta; Hymenoptera; Apidae. Gene Ontology annotation, molecular function: clathrin-cargo adaptor activity. Gene Ontology annotation, cellular component: synaptic vesicle; AP-2 adaptor complex. The record is from RefSeq and is a predicted model, not a curated record. Gene Ontology annotation, biological process: regulation of endocytosis; synaptic vesicle endocytosis; intracellular protein transport.
UCUGCUAAUAUUUUAUGCAGUUCUACUAUUUGAAAGUUUUCAUAUAACUUAAUCUUAAGCUAGUCAAUUAAUCAAGAUGGAUUCCAAAGGAGGAAACCCUUUCCUGAUGGACGAUUACGGCACAGAAUCCAACGACAAGAUGGCUGGCCAGACGUCCAAUCCGUUUCUACAAGAUUUUGCAGAUACAGAGACGACAGGGGGCGGAGAGAAUCCUUUUCUUAGUUUUGGCGGGGAUCAAGCGUAUCAGGCGCCCGUCAGCGUCGACUCGACGAAUCCUUUCGCUUCGUUCGCUGCAGAUGCCAGUGCACCGCCGAGCACUGACAUUGAAUCUACCACUACAGAUUCAACUGUAACUAACAUAUUCGCUAGUGAGCCUACGAAUAUAUUCGUGACGACAAGUAGCGAGUCGACUGCAGAUUUAUUUGACACUGCGGUACCAUCACAGCCUUCUCAGGAGAUUUUUGGCGAUAUUGCAGCUCCGCCAUCCUCACCAGCUCUUGUAAUCCCUGCUUCAGUAAAAAAUGGAAAGGCUGUUCCGUCUAGACCUCCUCCUCCAAGGCCUCAACCCCCUACACCUCCUAAGCAUACCAAAGACUUGAUUCUUUCUGUCACUGGUGCAAUGGACGCCACGUCGAAUCACCUUUUGGAUCGACUACAGGCAACCAGAACGCCCAGUCCCACUCUAUUGCACUCCCCGUCACCCACUCCGGAGCACAGCUUCGCGGAUCUCCUAGACAUCGACUCGAACGUUCCAGACCUCAUGUCAGAUGACAGCAAGGUCGUCGAAUCACCUUCGAAGAACCAAGACAUUAUGGACAUUUUUGAUGCACCUAAUACAGACACAACCACCACUACUAUCUUCUCCACUUCUAUGACAACUGGAGACACCACCAGUUUAGUAACAGGGGUGGCUCUAACAAGUACCACAAGACAGGAUAAUCCAUUUGUUAGUAUUACUGAGCAGGAAGUGUCACCUGCUGAGGAUGAAGAUGCUUAUAAGUCAGACUUUCCUGAAACUGCAUCUGUAACCAGUGAAAAGAGGCCUUCCAUAACUUCUACCACAGGAGUUGUUGGUUCAGAACUUGAUAAGACUGGUAUCGACUUAGACUUCUCUGCAGAAGCUCAAAUUGACUCAGAGAUUCUGCAGCCAUCGACGACAGCAACUGAAUUGUUUUCAACCAGCACUGCUGAACAAUUGUCUACAACUACCACAGAAACUGCGUUCUUUUCUGUUGCUGAUACAACCUCUGAACCAUUUGAAACUACAGAGGAUACACCAUUUUCAAGUUCUACUCCUAUGCAACCAGUCAGUGCAGAACCUCUAUUUACCACCACAGAGAUGGAUGUACCUUCUGCUCAACCUAGUGGUCCAUUUUCGUCUGAUUUAUUGGGUGAUUUUAGAGAACCUACGGAAGAUACUAGCAGAGUAAGAUCUGCAAGUCCAAUUCCUGGGGUUGAAUUUCCUACCAGUGAAGCGUAUAAGCCUGAAGAACAGUUAGAUAACUUUGCGGCCACCACAAAGGCCAUUGAGAGCACUGGGGAUGCAUUUGAUAUCUUUGCUUCCAAGUUUGACAAGGCUGGAGAACAGGAUUCUGCUGGAGGGGAUCCGUUUUUGGACGCCUUUGGUGGUGGACCUACUGCUAUGGAUACAUCCAGUGAUGUUUGGGGUGACUCUUCUGCAACUGGGUCAGAGACUGCAGUGACUGGAUUUGGAGAGGCUGAUGCAUUUGAUUCUUUCCUGAAUAUGACUGCUCCACCUCCACAGCAAACAAUCAAGAGGGCUGAGUCUGCUGAGUCUGAUGAGGGUCCAGACUUUAGUGUAUUCAUUAAGCCAAAGGAAGAUGAUCAGUCUGGAUUAGAGGGAGGGACAGUGCCUGUGUUAGCUCCACCACCAAAGAGUCCUCAAAAUACAGCAUAUAUUGACACUUCCCCAAGAUUCAAUCCUUUUGAUAAGUCAGGGUUUGCAGAAGAUGCUCUUCCUACUACAGAAGCUGUUCAAAUAGGUGAAAUGACCAGGACAGAUUCUCAGGAAACUCCACCAACACCCUUAUUCGAUGAGGAUGUCAGUCAACCUCUGGAAGAUUUCCCAAGAGUAACAUACACUGGAGAUGGCUGGGAUCUACAUCUACGUCAGCCUUAUAAAAAGAAAAUCACUGGUCACAGAUUCUGGAAGAAAAUCUUUGUCAAAUUAGUCUAUCAAGGCGACAAUCCUGUGCUUCAACUAUUUAAUGGCAGGGACACCAAGGAUCCCUUCCAAGAAUUGCCUCUAGUUCCAGCUUAUUCUGUUUCUGAUAUUGGUGCUCAGCAAUUUGAUCAAUUUGGAAAAAUAUUCACUGUGAAGUUGCAAUAUAUCUUUUACAAGGAACGACCUGGAGUUCGACCUGGUCAGGUCACAAAAGCGGAAAGGUUGACGAAUAAGCUCAGUCAGUUUGCUGCUUAUGCCAUUCAGGGUGAUUACCAAGGAGUGAGAGAGUUUGGAAGUGACUUGAAAAAGCUGGGUCUUCCAGUAGAACAUGCACCACAAAUUUCUCAACUAUUCAAAUUUGGUUCCCAAUGCUUCGAGGACAUGAAGCAGUUCUCCUGUGCCAUAGAAGAGGCUCUCUUCAGACUGCCAGCAUCUCGAGAGAGGGCACUCAAUUAUAAAAUGGAAGAGGUGCAAAUAACAGUCGUAGACGAGCUCUAUGUCGAGCAAAGUGCGCAGGGUGCAGUGGAGAAGCAGAUAGCGCGCGUUCGAUUGUUCUUCUUGGGCUUCCUUUCCGGGAUGCCUGAUGUCGAGUUAGGAAUAAACGACAUGUGGAGACAAGGAAAAGAAGUUGUGGGCAGACACGACAUUAUUCCUGUGGUAACUGAAGAAUGGAUCCGUCUGGAGAACGUCGAGUUCCACUCCUGCGUUCAACAGGAUCAAUACGAAAAAUCCAGAACCAUUAAGUUCAAGCCACCAAAUGCGUGCUAUAUUGAGCUCAUGAGGUUCCGUGUAAGACCACCCAAAAACAGGGAGCUUCCCCUUCAGCUUAAAGCUGUAAUGUGCAUUACUGGUAACAAGGUAGAGUUGAAGGCAGAUAUUCUUGUGCCGGGAUUUGCGUCGAGGAAACUCGGCCAAGUGCCUUGUGAAGACGUGAUGAUCCGUUUCCCUAUCCCCGAAUGUUGGAUCUAUCUGUUCAGAGUGGAGAAACACUUUAGGUACGGAUCUGUGAAAUCUGCUCACAGGAGAACGGGAAAAAUUAAAGGUAUAGAGAGAUUCCUGGGUGCAGUGGACAAUUUGGAGCCACAGUUAAUGGAAGUGACGUCGGGGCAGGCUAAAUAUGAGCAUCAGCAUCGCGCUAUCGUUUGGAGGAUACCUAGGUUACCCAAGGAAGGCCAAGGUAUCGUUAUUUUAUUGUGCCUAACAUCCUUCGACCAGAUCCCAGAGAACCUAGCCGAAUAUUGUUACGUAGAGUUCACUAUGCCAGCCACUCAAGUGUCUCACACAACAGCGAGAAGCGUCAGCUUCCAGAACAGCGACAGCGACACUCCACCAGAGAAAUAUGUCAGAAAUUUGUCACGACACGAGUACAGAGUCGGGAUCGAGCAUACGCAAGGUGAAGGCCCAGGGGCGUACGUAUCGGCAACGUUCACCAGAAAGAUUCCGGAAACGACGCCAGAAACCACGACACAAGUGGAAGCCUCAGACGCUGACGCUGAUGCAGACUCUGAUUCGGAUUCCUCCGAAUAAUUGCCAGUCGGUGAUGCGUAAGGUAACGGUAAACACGUAUAAAACUAAGGAGGGUCGCUACUUGUUAAUGAUAAGGUGUAUACAGAAAGAAAAUGAUGCCUGUGACUGAACACCUAACGUUUCACGACUCGUAGCUGAAGCAUAACGUUCUAUUAAUGAAUAAUAUUGCGAAUGAUUGAAAGAGGAGAUUUUUUCGGUAAUUUCGAACGCACAUGAGUAUUACACGAUUAGCAUAAUCGUUCGUGUGUUACCGCUUCGAGUUCGACCACCACGAGUCGCGAAACGCCGGUGUCGCCGCGUGUUCACGUAACGCAUAGCAGUUUAAACGAGAUGUAUGUAUGAGAGGAGUAAUUUUUAAGG